UUUUGAUUGAUAAAUUUUUUUCGUAAUUUCCUUGACACAUCGCUGACUCAGUUCGUAGUAAUUUGUCAACAGCCAUAUAUGGAAAUAUAUAUAUAUAUGACAUAUAAUCAAAAUGUCAAGCUACUCUUCGCUAUUUCGAGUACCUUCGCCAUUCCGGGUACAAACUAAUUUCGAGGAAAAUUCCCUACCUGCUAGAUCUAACGCUGUAUCCAUAAGAUAUAGUGAAAUCCUGGUAUUUUGUAUCGUUCUAGGUGAUAACACUGAAACUGCUUUCCCGGUUAAACUUCCUAGUGACAAGAAAAUUGGGGAACUCAGGGAAUUAAUCACUAAAAUAAAUCCAAUGAGUUUCGCCAAUAUUGACGCAAAAGACUUAAUCCUAUGGCAAGUUAGUAUUUCUGACGAAGAUGUCGAAAGAAUGAAAAUUCUUAAUACCAAGCCUCCUUCUGAUAUUAACAUUGAAGAACUUGGGGGUAAGGUUAUGUCCUCUAGGAAAGAAAUUAAAUUUUACUUCUCUGAAGAUCCAGUCGAUGAACAUAUCCACAUAAUAAUCGUCCGGCCACAACCGCCCGCCACCACUGGUCCCUCUCAUCAAGGCGUUCCACAAGUGACGUCGAUCGAAGAUGCCAUGAAAAAGAUUUUGGAGGGAAUUCAUAAACAAAUGAACGUAGACAAUGUAGACAAUAAUAAGCCCAAGCCCAUGGCUCUAAAACAACGUGACCUUAAGCAAGCUAUUGAUGUGAUUGACAGGAAUUUUUGUAAUUCCUUAGAUAAAAAAGAAGCUAUAAAAAAAGAAACUCCCACGGCAAAGACAAACUAUCGAAUCCUUUUAUGCGGUGGGGCACCUGGCAUAGGUAACUUUCAUACAUUCUCUUGUAUGUUUUUACAGCAGAUAAAGCGGUUUUAGCCUUCUAAUUAACAAAUUCAAACUAUAAUUCACUAGGAAAGACACGUUAUGGAGUUGAAUUGUUUAAUUGUCUCUACAAAGAAUGGAAGAUAUCAAAAGGCCAAAAGCCUUACAUGCUUUACAUGCUUCUUGAUUUCUCUAAUGGCUAUGCUUUAGAUGAAUACGAAAUCCAAGGAGAUAUGAAAAUUGCAUCGG
Messenger RNA from Rhizophagus irregularis DAOM 181602=DAOM 197198, 1099 nucleotides. The record is from RefSeq and is a predicted model, not a curated record. NCBI's taxonomy places the organism in Eukaryota, Fungi, Glomeromycota, Glomeromycetes, Glomerales, Glomeraceae.